AUGUCUGCCAACGAUAUUUUUCAAGGCCUUCCUAGGGAUAUUGCCGCUGUCGUCAGUCGUGGCAAAACCUACAUCUUCUUUGUCAAUUCCAACCACGAACUUUGCUACCUCCUUUCUCCAAACGGAAAUACGCAGGAAUAUGACCAUCAUGUUGUCCAGAUCUCACGGGGAACCCUGAGAGUCAAGUGUGGCAGCCGACAGGUUGCUGCCAUGGCUUGGCAAGGCCAGAAAGACCACGAGAUUCGCGUCUACUGCGUCGCCCCUGAAGAUGGAAAGUGCGAGAAGAGGGGUUACAUUCAGGAGGUUGCCUUUAACAGGGCUCAUGGAUGGGAGUUGGGUACUUUCGGUGUUGACAAUCCCAAGACGUGGAUCGACAGCAACGCCUCUUUGACCGCCUGUGCACUUGUUUGGCCAGACAAGGCCGAUCUUUCGCUUUUUGUUUCGGGAAAGGACGACAACGGACAUCGAAAGGUGACCAGGUAUUAUUUCGAUUACGCCAUCAAGGGUGGUACAUGGUUGGAAGACGGUGUCAUAAGCAACAGGGUGUGCAACUGGUAA
This is a messenger RNA of Fusarium poae, 558 nucleotides long. RefSeq lists its product as uncharacterized. NCBI's taxonomy places the organism in Eukaryota, Fungi, Ascomycota, Sordariomycetes, Hypocreales, Nectriaceae. The coding region runs from base 1 to 558 and encodes 185 amino acids. The transcript is spliced from 2 exons. The record is from RefSeq and is a predicted model, not a curated record.